Messenger RNA from Rhinichthys klamathensis goyatoka, 2295 nucleotides. It is a transcript of the gene ccdc149b, whose product is annotated as coiled-coil domain containing 149b. NCBI's taxonomy places the organism in Eukaryota, Metazoa, Chordata, Actinopteri, Cypriniformes, Leuciscidae. The record is from RefSeq and is a predicted model, not a curated record. The transcript is spliced from 13 exons. Bases 143 to 1828 code for a protein of 561 amino acids.
CAUAGUUGGCCAUCCCAGCCGGAAAUGAUGUCCAUGAUAUUGAUGAAACAUGUAAUCGUGUCAUCCUCGUCGCAAUAGAUGCUUUGGACGUGACAGUUGUUAUUAUUUACAGAUUUUUUCAGAAGAAUAUCUCUGACCGAAAAUGAAUCCUUCCAGAAGAAGCGAAAGUGAUUGGCAGGGACUGGUGAAUGAGUUCCUGGUAUGCAAGAGAAAACUGGAGAGUAAGAAGGAGGCACUGCUGAUCUUAUCAAAAGAACUGGACACCUGCCAGCAGGAAAGGGAUCAGUUCAAAUUGAUGGCAAACCAGCUCCGUGAGCGCCACCAAGGGCUGAAGAAAAAGUACAGAGAGCUCAUAGAUGGUGACCCCUCUCUGCCUCCUGAAAAAAGAAAGCAAGUUAAUCUGGCGCAGUUACUGAGAGACUCGAGAGAACAGAACAAACAGCUGAGUGACGAGGUUAAAGAACUGAACCAACGUUUAGCAGAAGUGCAGGGUGAUAACAAGCUGCUGAGGAUGACCAUUGCAAAGCAGCGUCUAGGGGACGAAGAGGUGGGGGCUCGUCACUUUCCAGCCCAUGAGAGAGAAGAUCUUGUUCAGCAGUUAGAGAAAGCUCGAGAACAGAAUGAAGCACUGGAACAAAGCUUAAAAGCAGCCACAGAUGAGCUUCACGAUGUGAGAGCAGAGCGUAAUGUCUACCAGGAGAAAGCUCACAGACUAAAUCUGGAAAUUAACCACAUCUUGGGUAGCAAUGAGAACCGCAUCCUGGAUAUAGAUGCUCUUUGUAUGGAGAACAGAUAUCUGCAUGAACGGCUUAUGCAGCUUCAGGAGGAAGUCAGCCUCCUCAAAGCAAAUGUCAUGAAGUAUAAGAGUGCUUUGGAAAGCAAGAAGAACUGCAAAGUCUAUGGAAAGUCCAACAGCAGUGCUCUGACAGGUGUCCUCUCUGCUAAACAAGUACAAGAGUUGUUGCUGUCUGAGGAGAAUGGCUGCAGUCUCCCAGUCACUUCACAGUCCAUUAGUGACCUGAAGUCCCUGGCCACUGCUCUGCUGGAGACCAUCCAUGAGAAGAACAUGGUCAUUCAGCAUCAACGGCAAACCAACAAGAUCCUGGGUAACCGGGUUGCAGAACUGGAAAGGAAAUUGAAAACAUUAGAGGUGUCUGGGUUGUGGAGCCUGCCAGGCAUCACCUACAAUGUGUCUCUUGGACUAGGGAGAAGGAAAGCUGUUAUUGUCCUGAGUGACUCUCAGCAUGUCCAGUCCACCACAGAACAGUCUGUACAUCUAACACCAGAGUCAAUGGUAGGAGAUGAAGAGAUUGUUACUGGAGAAGAGGUCACAGAGGACACUGGACUGGCCGUGGCAGUCGAGUUGAACCAAAAGGAUGAUUAUUUUACCUGCCCAUAUUCAGUCUCACAAACUCCACAAUUCAGUAAUCCAGCAGAAAGUGUCCAGCCUGUGGGGAGCACACAGUGUAAAACCCUUGGUUGUGGCGACUCUGAGAAGCCUGUGUGUCCUGCUGAGAGGGAAUCAGAAGAACAUAAUGAAGAUCUUACAAGUCAGUCUAUGAACACAGAAGUGUCUUUGAAAGGUUCAGAAGAAGAGGCUGUGAAGAAUGAUGAUCCUGUUGUUCUUUGUGAGGAGGACUUUGAUAUUCAAUGUGUAUUAGAGGACAGUCUGCCUGUGGCAUCAGAUACCUUUGGCAGUUUGGACUGUAUUUCUGGACCUGAGCCUUGUACACCGGAACAGCAAACAGAGCAAUCGGUCGAAAAAGAAACAGCGCAUGCUUCCCUAGACACAAGUUCUCCUGUUCAAACUUCAUCACACCAGGAAUGAAAUGAAUGUUGCUCUUAGUGAUAUUAAGAACUAUGAGAGAAGCGCCUAAAAACACCACCAUUCAUUGAAGCCCCACUUAAAACAAGUGUGAAAAAGACUGGCAAAAGAGUAAAAAGAACCUUUGAAUGUCUAAAUUAAACGCAUUUAUUAUUCCAAUUACAUUCAAAGCUAUAUAAAAAAGUUCACCAUAAGGAUGGCUGGUAUAACCAGCAAGCUGAAUAUUAAAAUCAACAAUGUGAUAAGCCCUUUCUGGAGGCUUUCAAUCAUGAGAUCAUCAAGAAUCUCGAAUGAAAUCUUAGAUCUGAUGCCGCUAUGAUGACACUACCAGCAAGUUUAUUUUAUUUUUCUAGAGGUUAUUGUGAAAUCAUUUCAAAGACACUUCUUCUUUUAUUUGGACUAUUUUAAACAUCUUCAUAAUUCAUUUUAAUAUUCUUGUAAUUUGUCUUUAUGAGUAAAACACAACAUGC